Molecule: messenger RNA, 672 nt
Organism: Fusarium falciforme
Lineage: Eukaryota; Fungi; Ascomycota; Sordariomycetes; Hypocreales; Nectriaceae
Exons: 5
Coding region: 1-672 (223 amino acids)
Source: RefSeq, a predicted model, not a curated record
AUGGCCGCAAUCAAGCCAAUUAUUCUAUAUGGCUCCGCCGAGGGCCUCUCCCCGUGGAAGGUUGUUAUCAUCAUCAACGAGCUGAACAUUCCCUACAAGCUGGAGCUGCUUUCCUCCGAGGAUAUGGCAAAGCCCGAGUACCAGAAAAUCUGCGCCAAUGGACGGGUCCCAGCCAUUGAGGAUCCCAACACUGGGGUCACUCUCUGGGAGAGCGGCGCUGUCAUAGAGUAUCUCGUGGAGACUUACGACAAGGAGCACUCGUUGAACUACGCCUCUUCCGAGAGAUUCCAAGUCAAGCAGUGGCUUCACUUUCAUGUCACUGGUCAGGCGCCUUCGCACGGGGAAGCCUGGUUCUACAAACAGAACCCUGGCGAGGGGGAGAAGGCUAUGAAGAGAUACCAAGACGAGGUUGUGCGGGUGGUGUCUGUUCUGGACAAGGCACUCGGCGGGAGAGAGUAUCUCGUGGGUGAUAAAUGUACAUUAGCUGACCUCGCAUUUGUUCCGUGGGCGUCCCUGAUUCCCUACAUUUUCGGCGAGGAGGUAACGUUAGCCAGCCUGCAGCUUGAGGAGAAAUACCCAGCCUACUCUGCGUGGUACAAAGCAACGUCUAACCGUCCGUCUGUGCAGAAAAUGUUCAAGGAUAGCCAGGCUGCUAUGGCUGCCGCUGCGUAG